AUGCACUCGGUUGAAAAUUUAUUAAAAUUGGCAAGUGCACAAAUUGUGGAUGACGGCGUAAAUGUACUCGACGCUGUCGAUGCCUUCGUGAGGCAGCCAGAUGCGCUGGACGGGCUGCACGACUUCUCCCUGCGUUCCCCCGACCCGACGCUCUCCCUCGCGGCGAUCCUCCUCGUGAAGAACAACAUCCUUCCCUACUGGCGCAACAUCCGUGCUCCCCAGCUGUCCCCCGGGGCCAGGCACGCCAUCCGCGCCCGCUGCCUCGACUUUUUCGACAGCCCCGACGCCAAGCUCACCGAGCUCAACGCGCUCAUUCUCUCCAAAUUGGCCCGCAUCGACUACCCGCGCUUCUGGCCAGGCUUGGUCGACGACAUCAAGGCGCGUCUGUCUCCGGAGCUGGCUGUGAGCGAGCCCGGCCACCUCCUCCGGCUCAGCCACGCCUUGUACGCUCUCCACCGAAUCACCAAGGAAAUCGCGUCUAUCAGAAUCGCCAACAGGGUCUUCCCCCUUCUCUACGCGUCCCUCUUCCCCUUUGCUUUGGCUGUCUACCAGCUGGCCUUCUCCCACCUAGCCUCCCACCCCCAUUGGAUAUCCCUGGCGACGUACGCGUACAAGGUGCUCGCCUCGCUCUCCCUCCACAACUGGUCGCGGUGCUCGGGCGAUGAGCGCUCCAACACGGUGCAAUUCACCCAGCUCCAGCUCUCCCUCCUCCCCCGCCUACUCGACUGCACCCACUCAUCGCGCUCCCCGCCCCUCCAGCUUCUCAACGCCCACACACGCUUCCUCCUCCGUCUCCAGCAGUCCAAUCAAGGCCGUUUCCGCGGCAUCCAAGGCAUCGAGGCGCUUAUACCGAUCUUGUACUCGCAAAUCGCCCACUGCACGCACCCAUCCUCACCCGCCGCCCCUCCUAAAUACCUCAUCCACGCCCUCCUCAUCCUCAAACUCUCCCUCGCCGACUGGGUCCCCCACGCGCCGCACAAGCUCAACCCACACGCCUCCCUCUCCGACGACUUUGCCGUCCAAGUCGUCGACCUUGUCGCCCGCCGCUUCCUCCCUCUCACUCCCGCCGACCUCGCCCGCUGGGAAUCUGAUCCUGAGACUUGGGUCUACGAGGACGACCUCGACCACUGGGAGGUGGAUCUGCGCCCGUGUGCCCAGAACCUUGUUCUCGCUGUGCUAAUCAAGCGACGUGGGGCCGUUGGCGCGCACCUCACAUCCCUCCUCCACUCUGCCGCCGAGAGCAGCGACGUCAUCUACAAAGAGGGCGUGUACCGCAUAGUGGCCAAGUGUGCAGAAUACCUCUAUGACCACGUAUCGUUUGAGCGCUGGCUCGACACUACGCUGAUCCCCGAGGUGCAGGUGGACAGUGUAGGCCACGGCCGCAUCCUGCGCCGUCGCAUAGCUAUCCUCGUUGGGCGGUUCGCUGGUGAGAAUCUCACGCCAAGCGCACGCACGAAAGUGUACACAAUCAUACUGCAUUGUCUGCGCGCGCAAGAUGCCGAGAACGACGUCGCAGUGCAGAUUUCAGCUGCGAUUGCCCUCGCUGGGAUAGUAGACACGUGGGACUUUGCUCCUGCCCUCUUCGAGCCCUACAUGGGGGCGGUGGUGGCUGAGCUGAUGCGCAUUCUCGCUGCGUGCACACUGGGCGAAAUCAAGACCAAGGUGCUCGCAAGCCUCACGUGUAUCGUGGAUCAAGUCGGGGAUAUGUCCAUGCCCCACGCCCUUCCUCUCCUCGAAAUGGUAGGCGGGCUGUGGGAGGCUGAUGGCGAUUCUAGCGCCGACGCCGAUUGGCACCUUCGCGGCGGCAUGCUGGCGUUGCUCGCUCGUCUCGUGUGCGUUAUGCAGGAGGGCAGCCAACGUGCUCUCCCACUAGUCGUGCCGCUCAUACGCACAGCGCUGGAUCCAGCACAGGGCAAACCAUACAUCGACAUGGACGCGAUAGAGUUGUGGCAGGUUACGCUCAAGCACGCAGCGGGACACACGGAUUCCAUCCACGGGCUAUUCCCGCUGGCGGUGGAGCUAUUCGCCAACGACGUCGACCUGAGCGAGCCAGCAGGCGCUCUCAUCGAGUCGCACAUGUAUCUCAGUGGGAUGGCGGUGGUGAGUGAGUCCGAGACAGCCCAGCUUCUGUUCCGAGCGUGCGCCGGUGUGGUGGAGUAUGCGAGCGAUGCUGUACGCGCACAAGCAAUUCACCUCGUCCACCUCGCCGCCCUAAUCGCCCCACCUGCCACCUGGUGGGGGGACAUGCACACCUCUGGGCUCUUCCCUGCCAUAGUUAGCAAGCUGCUUUCUGAGAGCGAGUCGGUGCUUCUCUCUGCGCAGCUCGUGGUUGUGUGCGCGCGCAUCGCCCUCGUUGAUACACCCCUCCUUCUACAUCUUCUCGAAUGCGCCGCGGAGGUGCUCGGUGUGUCUCCACAAACCACGCUCGUCGCUCUCCUCGACAGGUGGUGCGAUAGGUGGGAUAACAUUUCCGACGAGUACAGUCGCGCUCUCGCAGCUGCUGGGCUAGCUAGACUCGUCGAGCACGGCAUACCACUCGUUCUCACUCGCCUUGCUGAGCUCAGUAGCAUAUUUGUAGAUAUCCUCGCCCAGAUUAGGGAGAAUCACCUGGAUGCUGUGGCUUAUGGAGAGCAGCCCGACUCAACUACUCCCCACACUCACUCUCACACCCCUAUCACACACCCCCUCCUCAACGCCGUCGGUGAUGAAGGCACUUGCGAGAAGACGCGCAGACUCACCCUCUUCUCCACUGACCCCCUCGCCGCACUCCCCAUUCCCCCUCUUAUCUCUCAUAGCUUCGCUCACGCCCAACAAUCCUUUCCGGGCGGUCCUGACGCUUUUAAUCAGUCUUUCCUCGCAAAUGCCGAUCACACUGUCGUUGCGCAGCUCGUCGCAUUUAUUAAUGAGACCAUGUCUUAA
Molecule: messenger RNA, 2919 nt
Organism: Wallemia ichthyophaga EXF-994
Lineage: Eukaryota; Fungi; Basidiomycota; Wallemiomycetes; Wallemiales; Wallemiaceae
Product: Importin-11
Exons: 2
Coding region: 1-2919 (972 amino acids)
Biological process (GO): protein import into nucleus
Cellular component (GO): nuclear envelope; cytosol
Source: RefSeq, a predicted model, not a curated record